Cucurbita pepo subsp. pepo (vegetable marrow) is the source of this 1011-nucleotide messenger RNA. RefSeq names its product expansin-A15. Gene Ontology annotation, cellular component: extracellular region. Gene Ontology annotation, biological process: plant-type cell wall organization. Lineage: Eukaryota; Viridiplantae; Streptophyta; Magnoliopsida; Cucurbitales; Cucurbitaceae. The record is from RefSeq and is a predicted model, not a curated record.
CUCUGCUUAGUUCCGGCGCGGCGGCCCCUCUCACCAGCGGCGCUAAAAUUUCUCUCCCUUUCUCUCCCUUCCAUUUUCCGUCUAAAAUGGAGUUUCAUAUGCUCUUUCCGGUGGUCUUUUUCUCACUCCUUGCGUCCACCGCGGCAGUCGGCGAAUGGACCAACGCCCACGCCACCUUCUACGGCGGCAGCGAUGCUUCUGGGACAAUGGGCGGAGCUUGUGGGUAUGGGAAUCUGUACAGUCAAGGGUUCGGUGGGAACACCGCCGCUGUUAGCACUGCCCUGUUCAACAAUGGGCUGAGCUGCGGGUCUUGCUAUGAGAUCAAGUGCGUGGACGACCCUCAAUGGUGUCUUCCAGGCUCUGUUUUGGUCACCGCCACCAAUUUCUGUCCGCCCAAUAACGCCCUUCCCAACACCGCCGGCGGCUGGUGCAACCCUCCUCUGCACCAUUUUGACCUCGCCCAACCUGUGUUCCUCCACAUUGCCCAAUACCAUGCCGGAAUCAUCCCCGUCGCUUAUCGGAGGGCUCCGUGCAAAAGAAGGGGAGGAAUAAGGUUCACAAUCAACGGCCAUUCCUACUUCAAUUUGGUGCUAAUAACCAAUGUGGGCGGCGCCGGAGAUGUCCGGGCAGUGUCGAUUAAAGGGGCGAGAAGUGGGUGGCAGUCAAUGUCGAGAAAUUGGGGGCAGAAUUGGCAGAGCAACAACUUUUUGGAUGGUCAACCCCUCUCUUUUAGGGUCACCACUAGCGACGGCCGAACACUUGUUUCGAGAAACGUGGCUCCGGCCGGUUGGUCCUUUGGCCAGACCUUCACCGGCCGUCAAUUCCGGUGAAGAGCUCAGCCACCGUGAAAGGGUUGUUUCGUCAUUUCGGUUUUUGGGUUUUUAUUUUUACUCUGUUUUUUUGUUUGUCGGACUAGUGGGCCGAGGUGGAGUCUUCUUAAUCUUACCACCCGCCCUUCUGUGUUUGAACGUGUAUUUUUAUUGGAUCUUGAUGGGAAAAGUCUUUUUUGUC